Messenger RNA from Blepharisma stoltei, 2414 nucleotides. The record is from the annotation of a GenBank genome assembly. NCBI's taxonomy places the organism in Eukaryota, Ciliophora, Heterotrichea, Heterotrichida, Blepharismidae.
AUGUUUAUUAAGAAGUUUAGCCUAGGGAAUGAGAACAUAGUCUCUUCAAAAGAAAAAAAAUCCCUGGUCUCUAAGCUUUCUCCUGCAUUGGAAUUUAUAAAUGACAAAAAGGUUGAACUAAAAGUAGCAAAAAUAGCAGGCAGCAAAGGAAAGAUAUAUUUCAGACAUCAAAAUGAUGAAUGGGUGCCAAUUCUGGUUGACAGCAAUGGGAAGCUUGAUAUUUUUCCAACUGUUUUUUUAUUGUGGGAUAACCCUUUGCUGUUGCCGGUUAUAGAAACUUGGUCAGGAGUUAGCGAAGCGAUAAUUAAUGGUGCAGACUUAAUGUGGCCGGGGAUAUGUGAUGGAAAAGCUGUAACCCAAUGGGUUAGGCCAGGUAUGUGGGUUUCUAUUAAAAUACAUAAAAACGAUGCCCCAAUUGCAGUAGGGAAAAUAUUGCAAAUUCCUGAGGAUAAAGAAAAUCUGAAAGGAAAAUGUGUGGAAGUGUUUCAUUUUUACAGAGACAAUUUGUGGGAAUUACAUCAGAUAAUUCCGAAUGAUGGAUUUGGGAUUGAUUUUGUAGGAUCUUAUGGGGUUGAAAAUAGAGAACAAGAAGAGGAAAAGAAAAAUGAAGAAAAUAUUCAAGAAGAACUUAAAAAUGAAGAAAACAAAAAAGAUGCUCAAGAAAAUUCUGAGAUAGAACAGAGAGAAAAUAACAAAAGCAGCAUUGAAUUAGAAAAUAAAGAAAUAACUCAAGAAGAAAUUAAAGAAAAUUUUCCACAGGAUGAGCCUCAAAAUCCUGAAGAGUGCCCAAAAGAUGAAGAAAAUCCUCCAAAAAUCGUAGAAGAAACCAAAGAAGUAGUGGUUUUAGAAGAUGCAUAAUUAAAAUGGCAUUCGGUUCGAGAGAAAUUAGCUCUGCUAAUUUUCUCUACUUCAAGCAAUUUUAUUUUAUGGGUUGGGUUUUCUUCUGAGAGCUUUUGAACAGCAACAGCAGUUUAACUCUGGCAAUAAGUCGAGACACUGCUCCAAGUGCUCGAAGUUUUACCUCUCAGCACACCCGAGGAAGGUGACCCUUAGGUGGAACACGCGCAGGAGCUGAGCCAAAGGAGCGAGGCAACGCAGGCGUCGAAGCCGGAAGGCUGUUUUUGCCCGUGCUGGUGUAAUGAAGUGGAUUGAUCCAGAGAUUAUGGGCCUGACAAGUGGACAAUUAUGGUUGCAACUCUGAAACAGCUACCCCGUAGUGGAUGUUAAACGUUAUAAAUUAAAUAAGAUAAGAUAAGAUUUCAGAAGAUAUAGUUAUUCAAAUUCUCCUCACAGCUUUAAAAGUUGGUAUUAAAGAUGAACAUCUUCCUCUAGAGCCUAGUCAGUUAUUAAUAGUUAUGAAUCAAUGCAAAAGAGAUAUUCCCUUCUCAAUGCCAAAUUCCCCUUUCAAAAAAAUUGGAAAACUUCUGAAGCAUGCCAACGAUAUUGGGUUAAUCGAAUAUAAAGAACCUAAAGGAAGCGAUCACAAGCUAGUAACAAGUAUAUCAAGAUUCCAUCCACUUUAUGUCCAGUGUGUCCCAAUUGUGAAAAAACCAAAACAGAAUAAAAAUAUCGAAAAGCUUGAAGAACAAAGCCAAUAUCCAAUAGUCACUUUUACACCUGUUCUUAUCCCGCACCAAAAAACAAGCCAAUUUUUACUCCGAAACAACAUUGAAGCAGAAGUUUUUACAAAGCAAGAAUUAAGUGCUGCAAUGCAGGACUAUAUAAAGUCCCACAAACUGGAUGAAAAUGCUCCAGAUAAAUCUCAAAUUCUAUUAAAUGAAGAACUAGCAACUAUUUUGGGUGUCCCACAAGGGCCAUUUAAUAAAUCAGAGCUUGCGAAGAAAUUUUCAGAAAAAUUUGCAGAGGGAUAUGUAGAAGAAGAAAUGUCUGGAAUGCAUCUUCCAAUUGUGAAGCAUGGUCAAAUUCCAUGCGUUGAAAUCAGUGAGGCAAAAAGGAAUAAAAGAAAAAGGCUGACGUUAGCUAAGGGGUUAGAAAACUAUCGUGUAGAUUUAAAAGAACUUUGCUCUAAUUGCCAAAGACAUUUUUCUACUCAGUGCUCUUUAUUAGAAGGAUAUCCAAAUACACAAAGUAAUUACAUGAUCUUUCAAAUUCAAGGCUCACUGUGUUCUGAGCUAUCAAGCUAUCUUUCUAACACAUAUAAAAUAUCGUCGGACCCCUGCUUUGGAUCGGGCUUGUCUAACGUCUCCCGACGUCAUAUGUGCAGCAUUUGUUGACAAAAUCAACUCCUUAGAUGGAAAUUCAUCUUGCAAUUAGAGAUUUGUCAUCUGGAAAGUAGAAUUUCCCAGUAAACUUUAGUUCGUCAACUCCUAUCUGACACCUCCCGAUGUCCGUCAUGCUCAGCCCAAAGCAGGAACCGGGCUAUACCAAAGCAAUUCAUAAAGAUUAAAAAUUAA